Messenger RNA from Eupeodes corollae, 1457 nucleotides. Its product is annotated as protein FAM151B. The transcript has 6 exons. The record is from RefSeq and is a predicted model, not a curated record. The coding region runs from base 306 to 1316 and encodes 336 amino acids. NCBI's taxonomy places the organism in Eukaryota, Metazoa, Arthropoda, Insecta, Diptera, Syrphidae.
UCAAGCAAAUAGUUAUCGUUCCAAAAUUGAAUGUCAAUUCAAUAAUAUUGUCAUAUUUGUAAUGUGUUGCUAUUGCUCUUGCCGGUCUUUAUUUAUUUUCACCAGCGGAGGUUUAAUAAGUUUUUGUUUUGUUUAGCUUAAACAUUUUCAAAAUAAACAAUUAAGUGUUGUGUGUUGAAGUGUCCAAAGCACCAACUAGGAGUCAGGAAUCAGGUUUAGGGAAUUAAAAAGAAAGCUGAUUGAUAAGAAAAAGACCACAAUUUAAAUCUUAUCUCUAUUUUUAAAUCCAUAUAAAAUUUAAUAUUAUGGAUUAUAAAUGGAAUUCGAUUUUUGUGGUAGCUUUAGGUCUUAUUGGAGCAUCAUUAGCAACCUCUUAUAAUAAUUCUUUGUACGCUUACGAAGUUAUAUAUUCCGAUAAAUCAAUGAAGACUCCAGGGCAUAAUUUGACUUCUAUUAAAUGGGCCCAUGCUGUAAACAGUCAAAAAGAACUAGAUGACGCUCUUCAAAGUGACAUAGACAUGAUUGAAGCAGAUAUUGUGGUGGGAAAAAUCAAUAGCUCAGGACCGGAUCUUCCAGUUAUGGGUCAUCCACCAGCUCAAACAUCUGAUAUAUCCCUCGAAUCAUUUCUACACCAAAUUCUUCACUUUAAUAAUAAUACAAAUCGCAAAAAGGGGGUAAAACUUGAUUUCAAAUCAAUCGAAGUGUUUGAAGGUUCUCUAGCUAUGCUUCAAGAUCUAUGGUCUUCGAUGACAUAUCCAAUUUGGUUAAAUGCUGACAUCAUCAAAGGACCAGUUAAUAACACCGAAACAGUUCCAGUCGAUCCAACUCGCUUCUUUGUCGGAUGUAAAAACUUCCCUGAUGCCGUACUUUCAAUCGGUUGGACUACACGCUGGGGAAGUGAAUUCAAAGAAGGCUUCUAUACUGACACACAGAUUGAAGAAAUGGUUGAUUCUAUUAAGAAAAACAACAUCACUGACUCUCAACUGCCAAUAACAUUUCCUGUUCGAGCUGGUAUCGCUGCCAGUAGUGACAUCCAAUUGCAUUGGCUCCUAAGAGCUGUCAAUGACACAAAUAAAAGUACACUAACUAUUUGGUCUUCAGCAAAUGACUAUGUGGACAUUAAAAAACUUCGAAAGCUAAUCUUUGAUUUUGGUUUGGAUCGAGUUUACUUGGAUGUUCCUGAGGAAGUAUCGAGUCAACUUAAUUUGCAAAAGGGACCUGGCAAUUCUGCAGCACUUCCGUCGAUAUUUAACAUCGCGUACAUAGGUCUUUGUACAUUAGUGGCAAGUUUUGCUCUACAAAAAGUAUUCCUCUAGAAAACCAAAGAAAGUUUAAAAUUUCAUUAAUCUAAGAUUUAUUAUCUAUUCUUAAGUAACAGAGAUAUAAUGGCUUUUAGGUCCAUUUCUUGUUUAUAAUAAAACAUUCAACUAAUUAUUUAAACUAACACGAUACGUAAA